AUGAGCAAGGUUUCUCACGGUCGCGGCGGUGCCGCCAACAUUGCGCCGGACGAUACUCCUUAUGUCGACGGAGCGAUUGUGCGUGAAGGACUGGUGGGCAAUCAAGGCGACGGGCCUUACUCUGCAGGCCGAGGGGGCGCUGGGAACAUUGAUACCGCUGGAGAACCCACGACUGCACCUCAUGACUCGGAGAUCAUCCCCGAGACUGCCACGCGGGUCGCCAAGGAAGAGUCUCACCAUGUUGGACGAGGUGGCGCUGGAAACGAAGCCCAUGUGCACGACAAGAAACAUGAAGGGCUGGCGGACAAGCUCAAGCAUUUCUUCAUCAAAAGAAAGUCAUGA
This is a messenger RNA of Capronia epimyces CBS 606.96, 342 nucleotides long. RefSeq lists its product as uncharacterized. The transcript is spliced from 2 exons. Lineage: Eukaryota; Fungi; Ascomycota; Eurotiomycetes; Chaetothyriales; Herpotrichiellaceae. The record is from RefSeq and is a predicted model, not a curated record. The coding region runs from base 1 to 342 and encodes 113 amino acids.